This is a messenger RNA of Lottia gigantea (owl limpet), 2610 nucleotides long. RefSeq lists its product as hypothetical. Gene Ontology annotation, biological process: extracellular matrix organization. The transcript has 19 exons. The record is from RefSeq and is a predicted model, not a curated record. The coding region runs from base 1 to 2610 and encodes 869 amino acids. Gene Ontology annotation, cellular component: plasma membrane. NCBI's taxonomy places the organism in Eukaryota, Metazoa, Mollusca, Gastropoda, Lottiidae. Gene Ontology annotation, molecular function: metalloendopeptidase inhibitor activity; protein binding.
AUGCUUAUUAUAACAUAUACUAAUAUUAAACAAUUAUGUUACGGUACUUAUAUUUUUCAGGCCACAUCUGAUGUCAGUUUAUCUCGAUAUUGUGAUACCAGUGUAGAAAAUCUUCUGUUUUCCUGUCUUCAUAGACAAAAAGGAGGUGAAAAAUGUUGUAGUCAUGCAGAAACAUUUAGUUGUAGUCUAGUUUGUCAAUCCUACCAUACUUAUAACUCCACAAAUAAAAGAGAAGAAAAAGAUAUUUUGUUUAAACAUUGCCAUGGUAACAAUGAGAAGGUAUAUAGAUGUGUUCAGAGACAAUCCAGAUCAACAAGGGCUAGCAAUCCUGCUGAUAAAAUACCAUGUUGUGAUAGAGAUACUACACCACAAUGUCGUGACAGAUGUCGUGAUAUAUUAAAAACCUCGACUGGAGAUGAUUCAAGUAUUAUUGAAGAUGUUAUUGCUGCUUGUGGACAACCUGACGUGCGGUUACCAUUAUGGCAGUGCUUUCUGAAGACACCUGCAGCUAAAAGAAAUGAGACCCCAUUAGUAACUGGUUUAGAUAGUGCUAAAUUACAAUGUUGUUCUAAAGCUAAAACUAGUCGUUGUCGAGAUCUGUGUACUUGGACAUAUAAUUCUGAUUUUGUUCAACAUUCUAAAGAAUUUUACCAAAGCUGUUCAUAUAUUCAACCUGUUUCUAUGUUAGAGGCUUCCAUGCAUAAUUGUUUAACUGAUGUUGAAGAGCCCUGUCAACUGGGAUGUAAAGGUUUAGACUUCUGUUCUAAUUUUAACUAUCGACCUACUCAGUUAUUUCGGAGCUGUAAUUCCCAAGCUGAUAAGGCAGCAAGAGAUGCAGUAAAAGCCUGGGAGAAGGGAACUAUCUCUCUUCCACAAAUGACAAUUCCUGUUAGAGAUAUCAGGCAAUGUAAACCUGAAGUAUGGAAAGCAAUAGCUUGUGCUUUACAAAUUAAACCUUGUUUAAAGAAACCUAGUCCACUUUCGCUAUGCAUGGAAGAUUGUAUCUAUAUUCUAUCUGAGUGUGUUGAUAAAAAUAGAUUAAGUGGUCAUAAAACAGUACCUCAGUUAUGUAAUGCUCUACCAUCAAAACAAGAGGAUGGUGCUUGUAUUUCUUUAUCUCAAUAUCUUAGUAAUAAUGAUAUUGGUAAAGAUAAUGAAGUUACCUCCCCUUGUCAUCCUAAUCCAUGUGGUAAACGUGAGGUAUGUCAAGUUCGUAGAAGAAAAUGUAAACAUUUAGAAGAUUGUAAACCAUAUAUUUGUAAAGAAGGUUGUAUGUUAGGUCAGAUGUCCACGUUUUUAGUUCCACGAGGAGUAUAUGUUAGAAUUCCUGAUAAAGUACAUGGUACUCAACCUAACGAACAAUGUUAUAAAGCUUGUCAUUGUAGUCAUAGAAACAAGAUUGAAAAUUGUAAACAACUGCCAUGUUUUACUGAUAAACACUGUGUGAUUGGUCCAAAACAUAGAAAAGGUGGUGGUACUCAUUUUACUAUUGAUAAAACUUUAUGUGCCUGUCAUGAUGGUCACAUGAUCUGUUCUAAAAAUAACUGUAAAUCACCCAUGGUUGGUGCCACCACUUCAAUCAUAUCAGAUAUGCCUGGUAACUGUCCAGCCCAUUAUAAACCUGUUUGUGCUAAAAAUGGUAAAACAUAUCCUAACUUCUGCUUAGCAAAAUGUGCUGGUUUUGAUGAGAAUGAUGUUGUUCAAGGUUCGUGUUCUAGUCAAGAUCCCUGUAGUAAUGAGGCUUGUGGUGCAGGUCAAAGAUGUGUUGCUAGGCGACAAGUGUGUUUAAGUUAUAUUGAUAAUAAUUGUAAUCAGUUUGAAUGUGUAUCUGAGAGUAUGACAUGUAAUCCACAUUAUCAUGAUUCAGUAUGUGAUGAUACUGGAGAAGAGUUUACCAAUGCUUGUAUAUUGUUUUCUCAUGAACGUACUCUAGCAUAUAGAGGUCAUUGUAUGUCUGGUUGUUCUAAUACUGGUGAAGUUUGUGGACAUAAUGGUGAAACAUAUCCUAGUCAAUGUGCUGCAAUGGCUGACAGAACUACAGUAGAUUAUUUAGGGGAAUGUCGAGCUUUAGGAAAUCUUACAGGGAGAAGUCAUUGUUCUAAUGUUAAAUGUCAGCCAUUAAAACCUAAACAUUGUAAAGGAUUGAUUCCUCCAGGCGGCUGCUGUCCUGUUUGUGCUGCUGAAUUGCACGCAUUAUUUGAUCCAAGUCAAGUUGAAUCUGCUACUAGAGUUAUGAAUGAAGGACCUCUAACAGUAACUACUGUACUAAAUGAACUAUCUAAUCAACUUACUAUAGCAGAAUGUGACAUAUUUGGAUAUUUAAGUAGUGAGGGUGGUUUAGUAAUUUUAGUCUCUACAAUAGUUGACCAACCUACCAAUUUACAGCUUGAAGCAUGUAAUAGUGAAGCUCAGAGACUUGAACAUUUAAUUAGGACUGGUAGUCCUUUACUUCAGAGUUAUCUUACUUUGACCCCAUUAUUAGUGGCUCCAGUACGGAAAGUCACAAUAGACCCUUCCCAUUCAAUAAAUGAGUCGCCUAGUCUGAAUCCCAGUGUUCUAAUAUUGUUGACGACUUUCUUGGUGUUAAUAUUUAAACAGAGAGUGUCCUAG